AUGCAUGGGAUGUUCACCUUGCCUUGGUGGAGUUUGCUUAUAAUAACAGUUAUCAUUCAAGUAUUGGGAUGGCUCCUUAUGAGGCGUUGUAUGGGAGGCAGUGCAGGACUCCCAUUUGUUGGAAUGAAGUGGGUGACAAGAAACUGGGAAAAGUGGGAUAGUAUCCGAGCAACAAAUGAGAAGGUGAAGAUGAUAAAGGAGAAGUUGAAAACUGCACAAGACCGACAGAAGAGUUAUGCAGAUAACAGGUCUAAGGAUCUUGAGUUUGCAGUUGGGGAUUGGGUGUUCCUGAAAUUAUCUCCUUGGAAGGGUGUGAUGAGAUUUGGGAAACGUGGGAAGUUAAGCCCUCGUUACAUUGGACCUUAUGAGAUUUCGGAGCGAAUUGGACCUGUUGCAUAUAGACUUGCAUUACCCCCAGAACUAUCUCGAGUACAUGAUGUGUUUCAUGUAUCCAUGCUCCGGAAAUACAUGCCAGACCCUUCUCAUGUAUUAGAAUAUCAACCUGUGGAGUUAGAAGAAGAUUUAUCAUAUGAAGAGCAACCAGUACAGAUCUUGGAUAGGAAAGAACAAAGGUUGCGUUCUAGAUCCAUCCCGGUAGUGAAAGUUUUGUGGAGAAGUCAAACUGUUGAAGAAGCUACUUGGGAACCCGAAGAGCAAAUGCGGGGCCAAGUACCCUUAUCUCUUCCAUUGACAGAAGGAUUUCGGGACCACAAGUGGUUUGGUUGCGUAGGUGGUACUGAGACGAACUCGUAG
This is a messenger RNA of Prunus armeniaca (apricot), 753 nucleotides long. Lineage: Eukaryota; Viridiplantae; Streptophyta; Magnoliopsida; Rosales; Rosaceae. The record is from the annotation of a GenBank genome assembly.